ACCAGCAACAUGGCCGCUGCCUAAGAGAAGACCCGGGCCACCGCCGCCUCUGCAGACCGCGGGUACCUGGGCCGUUGCCGCCGCCCGCACGCGGCCCCCGCGGAGAGCAUCCUCUCGUGGGCGCUGGGCUUGAAGUCUGCUUGAAAGUCAAAUACCAGAGACCGAGCCCCCUGGAAAGUCUUGGGACUGCUUGCUCUUCCUGCUGGACGCCAGACUCUCCUUACUGGUUCCCCGUGGCCCCCGGUUAGUGCUCGAGUGCUUGCUUCACGGCUGUGGGCCGGCCGGCCUCCAUCCCCUGCCUGACAGUGACCUCUUUUCUAUUGAGUCUGAGGAUCGUGCGGCUGGCUCCCCCCUAGUAUGGCCAAUGAAGAGGAUGACCCAGUCGUACAGGAGAUCGAUGUGUACUUGGCCAAAAGUCUGGCAGAGAAGCUCUAUCUGUUUCAGUACCCUGUGCGUCCAGCCUCGAUGACCUACGAUGACAUUCCACACCUUUCAGCCAAGAUCAAGCCCAAGCAGCAGAAGGUAGAGCUUGAGAUGGCCAUCGACACCCUGAACCCCAACUAUUGCCGCAGCAAAGGGGAGCAGAUUGCACUCAAUGUGGACGGCGCCUGUGCAGAUGAGAGCAGCACUUACUCCUCGAAGCUGAUGGACAAGCAGACGUUCUGCUCCUCCCAGAGCACCAGUAACACAGCCCGAUAUGCUGCCGCACUCUACAGGCAAGGUGAGCUGCACCUGACGCCUCUCCAUGGCAUCCUGCAGCUGCGGCCAAGCUUCUCCUACCUGGAUAAGGCAGACGCAAAGCACCGGGAGAGGGAGGCGGCCAAUGAGGCAGGAGACUCUUCGCAGGAUGAGGCGGAAGAAGACGUGAAGCAGAUCACGGUGCGGUUCUCCCGUCCGGAGUCGGAGCAGGCCCGCCAGCGCCGUGUGCAGUCCUAUGAGUUCCUGCAGAAGAAGCACGCCGAGGAGCCGUGGGUGCAUCUGCACUACUAUGGUUUGAGGGACAGCCGCUCUGAGCACGAGCGCCAGUACCUGCUAUGCCAGGGUUCCAGCGGGGUCGAGAACACAGAGCUCGUCAAGUCACCCAGCGAAUACCUCAUGAUGCUGAUGCCCCCCAGCCCGGAGGAGGAGAAAGGCAAACCCGUGGCCCCCAGCAACGUCCUGUCCAUGGCCCAGCUGCGCACCUUGCCCUUGGCUGAUCAGAUCAAGAUCCUGAUGAAGAAUGUGAAGGUCAUGCCUUUUGCCAACUUGAUGAGCCUUCUCGGCCCCUCCAUCGACUCCGUGGCUGUUCUGCGUGGCAUCCAGAAGGUGGCCAUGUUAGUCCAAGGAAACUGGGUUGUGAAGAGUGACAUCCUGUACCCCAAGGACUCCUCCAGCCCUCACAGUGGUGUGCCUGCUGAGGUGCUCUGCCGCGGUCGCGACUUUGUUAUGUGGAAGUUCACGCAGAGCCGGUGGGUGGUGAGGAAGGAGGUGGCAGCAGUGACUAAACUCUGCACGGAAGACGUGAAGGACUUCCUGGAGCACAUGGCCGUGGUGAGGAUCAACAAAGGCUGGGAGUUCAUACUGCCUUACGAUGGGGAGUUCAUCAAGAAACAUCCCGAUGUGGUCCAGCGGCAGCACAUGCUGUGGACGGGCAUCCAGGCCAAAUUAGAAAAAGUAUAUAAUCUUGUGAAGGAAAGCUUGCCAAAGAAGUCAGAUGGACAAUCAGGGCCUGCUGCGCUGCUCUCCGGGGACCAGCGGGUCCAAGUGGCCAAAAGCAAGGCCCAGCAGAACCACGCCCUGCUGGAGCGGGAGCUGCAGCGGAGGAAGGAGCAGCUACGGGCGUCCGCGGUCCUGCCCGGCGUGCGGAUCAAGGAGGAGCCCGUGAGUGAGGAGGGCGAGGACGAGGAAGAUCGAGAGGCGGAGGAAGAGGAGGAGCCCAUGGACACCUCUCUUGGUGGCGGCCUCCACAACAGGCUGGCCAACGGGCUGCCUAGCGGGCGGGCGGCCGGCGGGGACAGCUUCAACGGGCACCCGCCGGGCUGCGCCAGCGCCCCGGUGGCCCAGGAACUGAGGGCUUUCGUGGAGGCCACCUUCCAGAGACAGUUCGUGCUCACGCUGAGUGAACUCAAGCGCCUCUUCAACCUGCAUUUGGCCAGCCUGCCGCCUGGCCACACGCUGUUCAGCGGCAUCUCGGACCGUAUGCUGCAGGACACGGUGCUGGCCGCCGGCUGCAAGCAGAUUCUGGUGCCUUUUCCUCCCCAGACUGCUGCGUCCCCUGAUGAGCAGAAGGUGUUCGCCCUCUGGGAGUCUGGAGACAUGAGCGACCAGCACCGACAGGUUUUGCUUGAAAUCUUUUCCAAAAAUUACCGGGUCCGCCGGAACAUGAUCCAGUCUCGGCUGACUCAGGAGUGCGGAGAGGACCUGAGCAAGCAGGAGGUGGAUAAAGUGCUAAAGGACUGCUGUGUAAGCUAUGGUGGCAUGUGGUACCUUAAAGGGACAGUACAGUCUUGACAAUAGUCCCAAACCACUAACCCAGUGAAUCCAAGCCCAAGGAAGGCCGGCAGAGCCAGCAGCGGUCUACGGCUUCGGAAGACACGGAGCAAGAGGACCUGACCGUGUCACGGCCGGGGCCUUGUGCUGUCUGGCGGACAGCGGGGGUCAUCCUCAGCCGGGGGCAGGGGCAGCUGAACUUAGAUUGCUCCUAGGAGAGAGGGCAGCCGGGACCUUCAUUACAGUAUAAUUUGAAAUUCCUGAUGUAUUUUGGUUAUUAUUUGGUUUCAUUCUCAUAAUAAAGAGAGUGUAUACUGACCACAGGCAGGCUGAUGAAAAUCAUGGUUUACUAUUUUACUUUUCAAACUUCAUGCCAACAAGGUCUAAGUUAUGUUUGUUUACAGGAUGAAGAAAACCUCAAGGUUUUAAGUAAUUAAAAUGCCUAGAAGCCAAUAUUUAGUCUUCAAUUACCUAUCUGCUAAGACUUCUGCCAAUUUCAUUAAACCAAAUCGAAUUGUUGCACUGCUGGGUGUCUGUGGCCAACUUACCUUUUAAGACAACUUUAUGUAGCAGUCGGUCUCACUGCUCACAUGAACCCUAGCAAAAAAUCAGAAUCCAGUCCAUCUAUUAAUGUUUGCGUAAGGAAGCAAACCAAACCAGGUAAGUAUGGAACAAUGUAUAAGUGAGGUUAUCACCCUUUGAUGUAAAAAAUUUGUAUUUUGUGUAUUUUUAAAAUAAAUACUAAUACUAACCUGGCA
This is a messenger RNA of Lutra lutra (Eurasian river otter), 3227 nucleotides long. RefSeq names its product RNA polymerase III subunit E (gene POLR3E). The transcript is spliced from 22 exons. Gene Ontology annotation, biological process: DNA-templated transcription. NCBI's taxonomy places the organism in Eukaryota, Metazoa, Chordata, Mammalia, Carnivora, Mustelidae. Gene Ontology annotation, cellular component: RNA polymerase III complex; nucleus. The record is from RefSeq and is a predicted model, not a curated record. Bases 358 to 2490 code for a protein of 710 amino acids.